Molecule: messenger RNA, 2832 nt
Organism: Nezara viridula (southern green stink bug)
Lineage: Eukaryota; Metazoa; Arthropoda; Insecta; Hemiptera; Pentatomidae
Source: the annotation of a GenBank genome assembly
CGACAAUUCAGAACGUCAUUAGUGCAAUUCCGAUUGACCGUGUAGGGUCCCCUUAUAAAAAUUAAAUAUUUUUAUUCCAACUAUAACUAAGUCGAUUUCAACUUUUACCGAAAUAAUUGAAAAAACAAAACAAAACUAUGUUCUUAAAUAUUCAAUAAAUAAUAUAUUCCUAUUUAUUUCCUAACCAAAACACAUAUGUAUCGUAUAGAAAUCAAUAAUUUACAAUUGUUAAUUUCGACAAUCGUUAACCUUAAAAGGUUAGGGUAUAUAAAAUGAAACAUGGGAAGACAUGCUUGACUACGGAGUCACUUCUUGCAUCUACGCACAGGAAGAGGUGGUUAUAAGAUAAAACCAUCUCACAAAAUAUGGAAAAACGUUCACGGAGUUUCAUCAUUUGCUUCUUCGCUUUUCUUGGGAUGGUUGCCUCGGAUGGGACGGAAAUCGAAUUGGAAGAUGUCGAAGAACCUCCCUCCCUGGGAGAUGAAGAGGCGGCUUUCGUGGCCUCGGCACUCCAUACUGGGUGCGCGGGUGACAUUUUCAACCCUUGUCCAGGCCACGCCACUGGAAUCGCUGGAGAAGCCUUCGCCGAUCUCAUUAACACGAUCCUUCUAUCCAGUUGCCUCUUAUCACCUCCUUGCGCCUACCCUCCCAACGUCGGUGACAACUGUAUCUCGAAAACUAUUUUCGACUUCAUAGUGAUCGGAGGAGGGACAUCAGGUAGCGUUGUGGCGUCAAGACUCUCGGAAGUUGCGGAUUGGAACAUCUUGCUCUUGGAGGCUGGGGGCGAUCCGCCCAUGACUUCCGAUGUACCCCUCUUCCACAUUAACCUCCAGAGAACGGACAUUGAUUGGAAUUUCUUGACGUCGAGGGAAGUUGGGCUCUUUAAUGGCCUUAUGGGGAGAGUCAACAGAUGGCCGAGAGGAAAGACUUUAGGUGGAACGAGCGCUAUGGGAAGCAUGCUCUAUAUCCGGGGACACCGAAGGGACUUCGACAAUAUAGCUGCUAAGGGAAACGUCGGCUGGGCCUACGACGAUCUCCUUCCUUACUAUCUCAAGUCAGAAGAUAUGCGCGAACUCGCUAAACUCGACAGUCCUGUGUUUUCUUCUUUUCACAAAAGUGGCGGCCCCCUAACCAUCAGUCGCUUUGGACCGACGGUUCCAAUCGUCGAGAUGCUCCAAAAGGCCGCUUCAGAACUCGGAGCUUUCCCGAAUGGCGAUUUAAACGUCCAAAACAUGCCUGGUAUGGCAUCGCCUAAUGUAGGAACCGUUCGCAAUGGCGAAAGGGUCAAUACCGCUAAAGCUUUCUUGAGUCCUGUAAGAGCUAGAAAGAACUUAUUUGUCAUCAAAUACGCUCGAGUCACGAAAAUUCACAUCUGCCCACAGACAAAAAGAGCCUACGGAGUAGAAUACGUUUAUAGAACUGAAACAGCGGCUAGAACCCUGCGUACUUCUCGUGAAAUCAUUGUUUGCGCAGGCGCAGUCAAUUCACCCGUUUUGUUGAUGCUCUCAGGAGUAGGUCCGAAAAACGAUUUGGAGCUAAACAACAUCUACGUCAUUCAAAAUUUGAGAGUUGGAAGAAAUUUGCGUGAUACGGUGACCUAUCCGCUCAUGUUGACGAGAUUGAAUUUUCAGAACGAGUCAGUUUCUCCUUUAGAAAGUUUAGAUGCGGCCUAUGAAUAUCUGACAAGGCGGACUGGUCCUCUUGCUGGAAUAGGUAGCGAAGAACUCGUAGGAAUGGUGAGCAAUGACGAAGACGAUUACCCGGACAUCCAAUUGCGUUUCAUAUAUGCUCGAUUUAAUGAAACGGAAGUAAUAACAGAUUUGUCAAAAGCCCAUGGAUUCGAAGAGGAGAUUGUCGUGGGCCUUUUAGAAAAACUGAAAUAUCACGAUCUUAUCAUUACCCAAAUGUCACUGUUACGCCCUCAUAGUGUAGGAACCAUCAGGUUGAAGUCUAAUGAUCCAGAUGGCGCACCUUUGAUCAUAUCUAAUUACCUGGAACACCCUAAAGAUUUUACUGAACUAAUGUAUGGGAUUCGGUUUAUAGAAAAACUCGUCAACACCAAAACAAUGCAUAAGUACAAUGCCAGUAUGGACUAUGUAGAUUUCGCUGGGUGCUGUGGUAUACCAUACGGUUCCGAUUAUUAUUGGUCGUGCGCGUUUAGCCACAUCGCCGGGACAGGGCACAACCAAAUCGGGACCUGCAAGAUGGGUCCUUGCGAAGAUCCAGACGCCGUGGUGGACCCCCAGCUGAGGGUGCACGGCAUCCACGGCCUGCGGGUGGCCGACGCCAGCAUCCUCCCGUCCAGCGUCACCGGAUCCACAAUGGCCACUGUCAUCAUGAUCGGCGAGAAGGUGAGCGACAUGAUCAAGUACCAAUGGAUCCCCAACUACAAGCCCGUCUUCUUCACACGCUCCCCUUACCCCAAACGUACGACCAUGAUGCAUCCAAAACAUCACAAAUCUGUUUAUGAAAGGGAGCCAGGAUCUGCAAACGUAUAACCUUGAAUAUACAAUAAAGUAUAUUUUAUGAAAGCAUAUUCUCUAUUUAUAGAUAUUUUCCUUCAAAAGGUAAAUGAAAAGUUCAUCAUAAUCUCAGUAUGAUCUGAAAUUCGAUAUCGUUUUAUCACCAUUCUUACCGUCCCAUAAUAUGAAAUAUUAUUCUUGAUAUAUGGGAUUCUCAAUAAAGAAAUUAUAAUUGCCUCUUCGUAACUACCCCAUUAAUAGUGUCCAACAAACAGCCUCGCGUUGCAUGUAAAAAGAACAUUUAUCCGAAGCCACUAUAAUGUCUAUACGUGUUGUUUAUAUCGUAUAUGUAUAUAUAAAUAAAAAAAAC